AUGCCCGAUCACGACGACGUCGCCGACACGGCAUCGACAACGUCUUCAUCGUCCUACGAUGACAACCGGAUCAAGGUAGUUUGCCGAGUAAGGCCGCCGGUGUCUCGCGAGACCCAUGGCGCGCGGACUCUCGCUCACCGCUGCGUUGCCGUCAGGGAAGACAAGCGCACGGUCACGCUCAACACCAAGCCUCAGGAGAAGAACUUCACGUUCGACUACGCGGCAGGCGAGGACUCCACGCAAGAGGAGCUAUUUUCGGAGGUUGGCAAGCCCGUCACGGAGGCGUGUCUGGAAGGAUACAAUGGGACCAUCUUCUGCUACGGGCAGACGGGCUCCGGUAAAACCUUCACGACGUUCGGACCCGGGGCGGUAAUGGAGAACCAUCUCACCCCCAGCGACCCCAAGUCGUACGCCCUCCGGGGGCUUGUGCCUCGCGUACUCGAGUACCUGUACGCCAACAUCGCGCGCCAGGUGGACAACGGAGGAGGCAAGGUGAGCUACUCGUGCAAGUGCUCCUUCUUCGAGAUCUUCAACGAGAAAGUCUUCGACCUCGUGGAUGAGAGCAACAGGGACAAUCCCAUGGGUCUCACUGUGCGGGAGGACACACGGAAAGGGGUCUAUGUCGAGGGGCUGAUGGAAGAGGAUGUUGAUGGCGUCGAGUCGGCAUGCGAGGUUCUCCACAGGGGCUUCCGAAACCGGCAUGUCGGGGAGACCGCUAUGAACCGCGAGUCGUCGCGGUCCCACGCCGUGUUCACCCUGGUGAUUCAGGCCACGGAGGUAGUGGAGGAGGAAGGACUGACUCGCUCGAGAGUUGCUCGGUUCAACCUCGUCGACCUUGCUGGCUCCGAGCGGCAGAAGGACACCCAGGCAAGUGGGGAGCGACUCAAAGAGGCGUCGAACAUCAACAAGUCCUUGUCCACCCUGGGCCAGGUGAUCAACGCCCUCGUUGAAAAAUCCGCGGGCCGAUUCCGCCAUGUGCACUACCGCGACUCCAAGCUCACUUUCCUGCUGCGGGACUCCCUGGGCGGCAACUCGAAGACCAUGCUCGUGGCCGCCCUGUCCCCCGCCGACCAGAACUUCGGGGAGACCCUGUCCACGCUCAAGUUCGCCCAAAGGGCCAAGAUGAUCAAAAACCAGGCGGUCAAGAACGAGGACACUUCGGGUAGCUUCGACGCCCUCAGGAAGGAGGUGACCACCCUUCGCCAGAAGCUCGCUGCCGCGCAGCAGCCCGGGAGCGGCGGCGGUAUUCCCCGAGCCAUUGCCGCCGGCGGAGAUUUCUUGGAAGUUUCUGGCGGUGGGGAAGGUGGCACCGCGGGGGCGGCGACCGGCGGUGUGGAUGGCGGUGCCUCGGAAGAGCUGCUGGUGAACGCGCUGCGGAGGGCGAGGGCCGCGGAGGAGGCACAGGCAGGCGCGAGCAGGAGGGUAGAGUCUCUCCUGGCCGCCGUGGAGAAGGGGGAGAAGGACGCGUUGCAGCUGAAGAUGAUCAUCAAGUUCCGGGACGGGACCAUCGCCGCGCAGAGGAAGAAGGACUCGGACCAGGAGCGGGCCUCCAUGGCCGACGAGAAUGCGCAUCUUCUCAAGCAGCUCGAGGGAGGGGUCAACGAGUCUGCUGAGGUGAGCAAGUGGCGGCUGCAAUGCAAGGAGGCCGAAGCUAGGUUGGCGGAACUCACGGGCGACAAUAGCGGCGACGUCAGGAGACUCGUGUGGGGAGUAGGCGACGAGGAAAGGUUUCGUGGCGAGCUGGACGAGAAGGUGCUGAGCCUUGUGGAGGAGAAGCGUCAGCUCACCGACGCGGCUGACGAGUUGGAGGAACGCCUCCGACACGAGUCGAGGAAGGCAGAGAAGCGACGGAUGUCGGCGGCUAACCGUGCCGAGUUGGAGGCCAAGAAGAUCGUAGAAAACGCCCUGCUAAGCAAGCUUCAGGAGGCUCAGCGCCAAGCGGAGGAGACGCACGCCGCCCUUGCCGUGUCCGAAGAGCGCGUGGCUGGUCUAGAAACGGAGAGGGCUCGCCAGGGAGCGGCGGUCUCCGCGCUGACCAAGCAGCUUCAAGACGCGAACAGACGUGAGGCGGAGGCGGUGCAGGACCGGGACGUGCGUCUGGCGGACCUGCAGUCGAAGAUCGGAGAGCUUUCUGAGGCGAAAGAAAGGGCUGUCACGGACGGGGGGAGCGAGCUUGCCUCGCUGGAAGUCAAGAUCGUCGGCUUCAUCAAAGACAACUCGGAGUUGCUUCGCGCCAACAAGGCCCUGGAAGAAGAAGCCGACGCGCUUGAUCUUAACUUGGAGCAACUGGAAGCGGAGAAGAAGGGUCUCGAGGAGAAGGCUGCUGCCGAAAGGGCCGAGGCGAAAUCGGCCAUCAAGAGCCUAGAGGAGCGCAUGCAACAGCAGCAGGAGGCUCAAGAGCGGGAGUUGGAGGACCACCAGGCCGAGAAGAGGUCGGUGAUGGAAGAUUUGGAGGAUGUGACAGAACGCCUGAGGUCCGCAAAGGAGGCUCACGGCAAGGAGGUUGACGAGCACCAGCGGCGCAGCAAUGACCUUCAGGAACGCCUCGUGGAAACCCGCGCGCUGAAGGGGCAGUUGGAGGGCCGGCUGAAGCAAGUGCAAGACGACUACGACACUCUCUCGGAGCAGGCGCACUUCACCCAGAGCCGCGCUCACGACCUCGAGUCCAGUCUGGAGCGGGCUGCCGAUGACCUACGCCGCGCCGUCGCCGCCGGCACCGCUCGUGCUUGUGUCGUUCAGGGCCAGCUCCGCGAGACCGAGGCCCGUCUGUGCCUUGCUGAGGAGGGUCUAGCCGACGCCGAGCUACGCGCAGAGGGUGAAGAGUUCUUCAAGCUCGCACAGGAGGCGAUUUCCAAGCAGGCGGGCGAAGUGUGCGCCGAGCGGGAUCAGCGGAUCGAGAGUCUGGUGGAGGAGUUGGAGACGUCUCGGGGGUACGCGGAUGGGCUCCGGGCGCUCCUUUCAGGGGCGGAGCAUGACGAGCGGCGUGGGUUGCCCGACGGGGUUGGUGCCAUGGUCGGUAGAGUGGAAACAGAGUCUCGCGAGGCGAUGGUCGGGGGUGCGGUGAUGUGCCGCGAGAUGAUGGAAGAGUAUGAGGCCUUGGUGGACCAAGUGUGUGGCCUCGAGCAGACGUUGGACGAGCUUGUCGGGGAUGAGGACAGGCUGGUCGAGGAAGUCUACGGCCUGCAGUACCGAAUCGAGGAGCUGGAGGAGAACGAGGCCGCCAUCACGUCCGACCUCACAAGCACAUCGGCCCAACUCGACGCCGCUAAGGCCGACCUCACGAGCGCUGCGGAGCAGCAGGUGGCCGCUUCCAACGCUCUGACGGACAAGGAAAAGGCCAACUGUAAUCUUAGGGAGGAACUCGCCGUGGCCGGGUCAACGGCUACCGAGCUCAAGGCUGCCAAAGACGACCUUCAUGCCGAGGUCGAGAAAACCAAGGGCGAAGCCCAGGAGUUGGGCGUCAAGCUGGAGGAGGUGCGGGACUCGUGCUUCGAUUACCAGGCGCGCGCGAUGAAGGCUGAAGGGUCCCUCGAGGGCCUGACGGCGGAGUUGUCUGAGGUGGAGGAGGAAAAGGCGGCGUGCUUGUCUCGCGAAGAGGCCCUCAUCGCCGCUGUAACCGCAAGCAAGAAGACGGCCGCCGCUAACGACGAGCUUGUGAGAGCAAAGGAGGAGGAGCUUCUAGCGGUCGAGGGGGAUCUGGCCGCGAGGAACGAGGAGCUUGCUGCCCUACAGGAGGAGUUCGCGGAGAUGAAGCUGGAGGUGACUACCACGGAAGAGAGGCUCGAGGAAACCAGCAAGAGGCUGAAAGAGGAGGCGGAGAGGGUGAAGAACUUGGAGGAAGAAGUUACUGUCGGCAGGGGGACCGUUCAGGGGCUCGAGGCAAAGGUGGAAGACCUUGAGGAGCAGGUGAAGGACAACAAGAAAGACCUAGCCGCGGCAAAGAAGGACCUCGGAGCGCAACAGAAAGAGCUGGCCUCUGCCGCGAGAAAGCUCGCGGCUUCUGAGAAGAAGGCCGGUGCGGCGGAGGAGGCCUUAGCCACCGCGGAGGCUAGGGCCAAGGAGGGUAGGGAGACUGAGGCCGAGCUGAGGGGGGCUAUCGCAGAGGCCGAGGUUGCGAGCAAGCGGGGGAUCGAAGCAGCGAGGGAGGAGCUCGGCGAGAUGGAGCAGCGGCUCAGCGCUGAGGUAGCGAAAACGGAAGCUUCCGAAGCCCGUGCAGAGCAGGUCGACGCUCUCAAGGCUGAGGUUGAGGACAUGGUGGCGAGCCUGGGCCAAGAGUUGGUUCAGCUGCGGGAGGAGUGUCGCCGUGCCGCUGACAGAUUGGAGGAGUCGGAGGCCGUACAGAAGGUUCACGCUGGCCGCGUGAUUGAUCUCAAGAAAGAGGUGGAGCGCCUGCAAGGCUCCACGAUGUCAGAGGAGGAGCGGCGAACCCUUGUGUCCGACGUGGAAUCGGCUCGCCUCAACAUCGCCGAGACCGAGCGUAUGCUGCAGGUGGCGACAACUCGCAACGCCUGUCUGGAGGAGGAGAUACGGGCGAUGAGAGGAGAGACCGAAGGCUACACGGCGAAGGUGAUGGAGCUGAAGGACGUUAACGCGUCCCUGGUGGGCCACAAGAACUCUCGACAGAAGAUCCAGCAGGUCCAAAAGCUUAAGGACGAGAACAAUCUCCUCUCGCGGAAGGUGAAGGAGCUCGACGACCGCCUCUUCAGCAUCAAACGCUCGGGCUGCGGUCCCGGAUGCGGACGAAACGCCCCCGGCAGCUCAGCCACAACCACAAGAGCUACUUCCCCCAGCGCUGGUGCUGGUGCCAGGGAAGGCGAAGCAUCGACGUCGGCCAAUUCCUCUUGGGCCGGGUCUCAGCAAUCAGUGUCCCCGACCCUCAAGUCGCGUGGCGGUGGCGACACGGGAGGGGGUGGGGAUAAGGUCGGCUCGGCCGGUAAGACCUACAACCUAAGGCGCAGGCCCAAGGUAGCAGAGGCUGCGUCGAACGCGGGGGCGGGCGGGGUAAGCACGAGGGGUAGGAGGAUGGGGCUAAGGGAUAUGACCAACGCCAACUAG
Ectocarpus siliculosus is the source of this 5055-nucleotide messenger RNA. The record is from the annotation of a GenBank genome assembly. Lineage: Eukaryota; Phaeophyceae; Ectocarpales; Ectocarpaceae.